Molecule: messenger RNA, 1789 nt
Organism: Parastagonospora nodorum SN15
Lineage: Eukaryota; Fungi; Ascomycota; Dothideomycetes; Pleosporales; Phaeosphaeriaceae
Exons: 4
Coding region: 1-1503 (500 amino acids)
Biological process (GO): formation of translation preinitiation complex; positive regulation of translational fidelity
Cellular component (GO): eukaryotic translation initiation factor 2 complex; cytosol
Molecular function (GO): translation initiation factor activity; GTP binding; GTPase activity
Source: RefSeq, a predicted model, not a curated record
AUGGAUUCUGAGUCGGAGCACGAGCACCGCGAUGACGAGAGCGUGUCUGAACAAGAGGAAAUUGAGGAGACGAAGCCAAAGCCCGCGCUGAAGAAGGCGAAGGAAGUGGCCGCCCCAGUCGAGCGCCCAUAUCUCCCAGAACAACCGGAGCCUGGCACAAUAGACUUCUCCACACUGAACCCGCUCUCGCCUGAGAUCAUCUCCCGUCAAGCCACCAUCAACAUCGGUACGAUUGGCCACGUUGCCCACGGAAAGAGUACGGUGGUAAAGGCCAUUUCUGGUGUCCAGACUGUCCGUUUCAAGAACGAACUCGAGCGAAACAUCACCAUCAAGCUCGGCUAUGCCAACGCAAAGAUCUACCAGUGUGACAACCCCGAGUGUCCGCGCCCAACAUGCUACCGGUCGUACAAGAGUGAGAAGGAGGUCGACCCGCCUUGCGAGCGCGAAGGCUGCGCAGGCAAAUACAGGCUGAAGCGCCACGUCUCGUUUGUCGACUGCCCUGGUCACGACAUUCUCAUGAGCACGAUGUUGUCAGGUGCCGCCGUCAUGGACGCCGCGCUGCUCCUCAUCGCCGGAAAUGAAACCUGCCCGCAACCGCAGACUAGCGAGCAUCUCGCAGCCAUCGAGAUCAUGAAGCUGAACCACAUCAUCAUUCUUCAGAACAAGGUCGAUCUGAUGCGGGAAGACAGCGCUGCCGCGCACUACGAAUCGAUCCUCAAGUUCAUCCGUGGAACUGUCGCUGACGGAUCACCGAUCAUCCCCAUCUCUGCCCAGCUGAAGUUCAACAUCGACUCCAUCAACGAGCACCUCAUCAGCAAGAUCCCAGUCCCAGUCCGAGACUUCUCUGCGAAACCCCACAUGAUCGUCAUUCGAUCAUUCGACGUUAACAAGCCCGGUGCUGAGAUCGACGAGCUGAAGGGUGGUGUUGCUGGUGGCAGUAUUUUGACUGGUGUGCUCAAGUUGGGUGACGAGAUUGAGAUCAGGCCCGGUAUCGUGUCAAAAGACAGCGCUGGUAAGAUCCAGUGCAAGCCCAUUUUCUCAAGGGUCGUGUCCUUGUUCGCAGAGCACAACGAUCUGAAGUUCGCGGUACCUGGUGGUUUGAUUGGUGUUGGAACCCGUGUCGACCCAACUCUGUGCCGUGCCGAUCGUCUUGUAGGCUUUGUUCUUGGUCUCCGUGGACAUCUGCCAAACAUCUACACUGAGCUUGAGGUCAACUACUUCCUUCUCCGAAGAUUGCUCGGUGUAAAGACUGCGGACGGAAAACAAGCCAAGGUUGCCAAACUCGCAAAGAACGAAGUUUUGAUGGUCAACAUUGGCUCGACUGCAACGGGAGCCAAGGUCAUCGCUGUCAAGGCCGACGCCGCUCGUCUUUCCCUAACAUCACCUGCAUGCACAGAGAUUGGCGAGAAGGUUGCACUUUCAAGACGUAUUGAGAAGCAUUGGCGACUGAUUGGUUGGGCCAACAUCGUGGCUGGAAACAUCCUAGAGCCGAUUGUCGACUGAAGACAGCCCCAACAAGCGUCCUGCUUGGAAUCUGCAGGGUCACCCUAACGAUUAUACGACUUCGUGAAAGCCGGAUUUUGUGCAUUAUGUUCUUGAGCAUUUCCAGCAGGAGUCGGUGGCAUGUGAGGAUAGGCACAAAAAGGAUUUCCUGCGGCCGCGAUUUAGAGAUGUCUUCACAGGGCUGCAGCAAAGUGAGGCGAGCUUCAUUUGGAGAUGAUGAACUUUGUGUAAAAGCACGAUCUCUGAGCAAGCAAUCAGAAUAGCGAAAUACAAUAAGAAACACGUU